GGUCCACAGCAGCAGACGCAGCAGCAGGUGCAGGUGAAAAUUUUGGUUACAAUUUGAGAAUAUAAAACGCUGCCAAAAUGCCCAAAGUACCGGCAAUUGGAAUCGAUUUGGGUACCACGUACUCCUGCGUGGGUGUGUGGCAGAACAGCAAGGUGGAGAUAAUAGCCAAUGAUCAGGGCAAUCGGACGACACCCUCCUAUGUGGCAUUCAACGACACGGAGCGACUGAUUGGCGAUGCGGCCAAGAAUCAGGUUGCCAUGAAUGCCCAGAAUACGGUCUUUGAUGCCAAACGUUUGAUUGGACGCAAGUUUGAUGACAAGAAGAUACAGGAGGAUCUCAAGCACUGGCCCUUCAAGGUCGUCAAUGAUGGCGGCAAGCCCAAGAUUGAGAUUGAGUUCAAGGGCGAACGCAAGCGCUUUGCACCCGAGGAGAUCAGCUCCAUGGUGCUGACCAAGAUGCGUGAGAUUGCCGAAGUGUAUUUGGGUGGCAAGGUGAAGGAUGCCGUCAUCACAGUGCCCGCGUACUUCAACGACAGCCAGCGGCAGGCAACCAAGGAUGCCGGCUCCAUUGCUGGCCUCAAUGUGCUGCGCAUCAUCAACGAGCCCACGGCUGCUGCUCUGGCCUACGGCCUGGACAAGAAUCUGAAGGGGGAGCGGAACGUGCUCAUAUUCGAUUUGGGCGGCGGCACCUUUGACGUCUCCAUCCUGACCAUCGAUGAGGGUUCCCUGUUUGAAGUCAAGGCCACGGCCGGCGACACGCAUUUGGGUGGCGAGGACUUUGACAAUCGUUUAGUCAACCACUUCAUGGAGGAGUUCAAGCGGAAGCACAAGACCGACAUCAAGGGCAAUGUCCGUGCCCUGCGACGCCUGCGCACGGCCUGUGAGCGCGCCAAGCGGACGCUGUCCUCCAGCACGGAGGCCUCCCUGGAGAUUGAUGCACUGCACGAGGGCAUUGAUUUCUAUUCGAAGAUUUCGCGAGCUCGCUUCGAGGAGCUGAACAUGGAUCUAUUCCGCUCCACCAUGCAGCCGGUGGAGCGUGCGCUGAGCGAUGCCAAAAUGGACAAGAAGGCCAUCCACGAUGUGGUGCUGGUGGGCGGCUCCACGCGUAUUCCCAAGAUACAGCGCCUGCUGCAGGACCUGUUCGGUGGCAAGCAGUUGAAUCUGUCCAUCAAUCCCGAUGAGGCGGUGGCCUAUGGCGCUGCCGUGCAGGCUGCCAUCCUCACGGGCGUUGGCAGCUCCAAGAUUCAGGAUCUGCUGCUGGUGGACGUCGCUCCACUCUCCCUGGGCAUUGAGACGGCUGGCGGUGUGAUGACCAAGCUGGUGGAGCGUAAUGCUCGGAUUCCCUGCAAGCAGCAGCAGACCUUCACCACGUACAGCGACAACCAGAACGCGGUGACCAUCCAAGUGUUCGAGGGCGAACGGGCCAUGACCAAGGAUAACAAUCUUUUGGGCACCUUCAACCUGACCGGCAUACCGCCGGCUCCGCGUGGCGUGCCACAGAUUGAUGUGACCUUUGAUCUGAAUGCCGAUGGCAUUCUGAAUGUGGCCGCCAAGGAUCACAGCACGGGCAAAUCCGAGAAGAUCACCAUCACCAAUGACAAGGGACGUCUGUCCAAGGCCGAGAUCGAUCGCAUGCUCUCCGAUGCCGAGAAGUACAAGGACGAGGACGAGCAGCAGCGCGAACGUGUGCUGGCACGCAACACUCUGGAGGGUUACAUCUACGGCUGCAAGCAGGCAGUGGAGGAGGCAGCCGCUGGACUCCUCACCGAUGCCGAUCGCAGCACGGUGCGGGAGAAGUGCGCCACGGAGUCCGCCUGGCUGGACAAGAACACGCUGGCCGAGAAGGAGGAGUAUGAGCAUCAUCUGAAGGACUCCCAGCGCGUGUGCAGUCCCAUCAUGUCCAAGCUGCAUGCCGGCGGACAGAAAGGCAAACAGCAGACUGGCAAUGGCAACGGCAGCGGCAGCGGACCUACCGUGGAAGAGGUUGACUGAAGCCAAACAAAUUCUGCAAUUCAAAACAAAAUUUGUUUAAUUAUGUACGAGCUAUUCCGGCAAUAAAUUAACACUCUUUAGGCACA
Drosophila subobscura is the source of this 2077-nucleotide messenger RNA. It is a transcript of the gene Hsc70-2, whose product is annotated as heat shock 70 kDa protein cognate 2. The transcript is spliced from 2 exons. Gene Ontology annotation, biological process: cellular response to unfolded protein; protein refolding. The record is from RefSeq and is a predicted model, not a curated record. Lineage: Eukaryota; Metazoa; Arthropoda; Insecta; Diptera; Drosophilidae. Gene Ontology annotation, molecular function: ATP hydrolysis activity; ATP binding; heat shock protein binding. The coding region runs from base 78 to 1991 and encodes 637 amino acids. Gene Ontology annotation, cellular component: cytoplasm.